GUUUUCCAGUCACCUCUAAAAUGGGGGGAACAAGUGAUCAAUGGCCUCUUUCGCCUUUUACACAUUCGGAAGGAGACAGUGUCUCACAAUGGAGACCAAGGACCCUGGUGCAAAAGAAGACCUUGAAUGAGCGCUACCUAGGCAGGAGGGGGGAUCUGCAUCUUGCAGGACGGCCUGCUUGCCCAAGAGGACAGAGAAGCUGAUCAGGGUCAUUGGUGCAGGUAGCCUUGAAGACCCAGUUAAAGACAUGUGUUGAGCUCUUGCCUGAUGCUAAGCAGCAAAAACAGCACCAUCCUGGACCGGGGAUGUAGCUCAGUGGCACGGUGCCUGCUUCGCAAGUGCAAGGUCGUAAGUUCGAUCCCCGGUACCAAAAAAAAAGAACAAAAACAACCAAGAGCACCAUCCUUACCUUUAUAGCUUACCGUGUGUGACCAGGCAGUGGUGACACAGUGGGAUCGCGGUGUGGUGGGGGACACAGAGGGGAAAGGGCAAUGAGGGAGCUCGGAGGUGGGUCCUGACCCAGCUGGGGAUCCAGCAAGGCCUCUUGGAAGAGGGGAUGUGGCCCACAGGGCUGAGAUGGUAGGAGUUGGAUGGAAGAAGGAGCAGAUUCCAGAUGACAAGAGGGGCAGAAAAAGCAUUCCUGGGAGAGGACACCGCAAAGGGAAGGCUGGGGGUCCAGGAGAGCGCAUUCUAGAAGCUGAAAUCAGCCCAGUGAUGACGGCAGGGAAGAGCCUGUGUGUCUUUCCACCAGAACCCCGAAGGCCGACAGCAGUCCAGCUGCCAGCUGUCUCCUCCCUCGCUGUCCCCCAGCCCCCUGGGUGAUCGGGUGUCACAGCCGAGCACUGGGAGGUGCUGGUGUGAGCUGUGGCCCAGCUGGGAGUGGGUAACCAGAGCCACUGUGGGCUGGGCACAGGUCCUGGGCACUGGAGCUGCAGGAGGUAGGAGAGGGAGAGCGUGUGGGUCCCGGGUGGAGGCUCCCCGUGGGCCAGGAGCCCGCGUGCGUGGAGAGAGGAGCGGCGGGCGCCAGAUCCCGACCCGGCUCACGCACACACACACAUUCACGCACCCUGCAUGCUCCUCAACCUUGGGUGACUGCGGGAUGUGUCUGUCCCCCACCGUGCCUCAGCGCCCCACCGGCCAUCAGGCCUGUGCAGUCACGGGCACCUCUCCCAGGUGCAGCCCCCUCCCCAGCCCGCGGUCCCCUCCUGCCCCGCACCCGAGGGCUGCUCUGUGGGCAUCUUGUCACACCUGCUUCGGAUGUGAUUGAGUGAUCCUUAGUCAGGGGCAGGGGCAAAAGGGUCAGUGCCUGGUGAGUGAAUGAUGGUUUGGCUGGUGACUGUUGUGUGGGCAGUGGACUGGUGGAUAACAGAAGGAGGAGUCUGGGUGAGUGGGUGGGCGGGUGGAUGGAUGGAGAAGUGGAUGGAUGAAUGGGGUGACUGGUGCAAAGUAGAUGCGUGGGUGGAUGGGUGGGCAGCUUGAUGGGUGUUAGACUGAUGAGUGGGGAGAUGGGCAGGUGCGGUUGAAGGUGCUGAAGAACCAUCCUCUGGUGGCGCAGUUGGUGGGCAGUGGCCGGUGGCUGGACAUCCGGCUGACCAGGUGGGAGAAGGGGUGUCCAGGUGAGCAGUGGGUGGCAGGAGGAGUUGGGGAAUCCCCUGGCAGGAGGGGCCGGGGGAAUCUGUCCACCGCAGCCCCUGCUGGGAGGCAGAUGAGGACUUCAGAGAGGCCUCUCCAACCCUGAUCGUUGAAGCAAAGUUGAUCAGAGGAUGGGAGUUUGGAACUGGGUUGUAGGGAAUGAAUAGGAGUUCACCAGAGAAAAAGAUAAAAGGCCUUCUUGGCAGAAAUAACUCUGCCAUAAAACCUUUCCUCCUAGGUGAAGAAAGUGAGACUCAGAGAAGGCAAGCAGCUUGGGGGACACACAGCAGGGUGCCUUUGGCCACGGAGCAGUCAGUGUCCCGUCCCAGGGAGGAGGUGCUGGUGCUUGUGAUGGGAGCAGGAGUGCCUAGUGCCCCUCAGGGCUGCAUCCCUCACGGCGCUCCGCCCCUUCCUUCCCCAGGUGGCCAGGCGCUGGCUAUGAAGACUCUCCGGGCCCGUUUUAAGAAGCCGGAGCUGCGGCUCAGCUCCGCCGAUCUCAGCUCCUGCCCGCCCUGCGGCCCUUGCCCCAUCCCGAAGCCGGCAGCCAGAGCCAGGGGCCAGGGCCAAGACUGGAGCAAAAGUGACGAGCGGCUGCUGCAGGCUGUGGAGAACAACGACUCGGCCCGGGUCGCGGUGCUCAUCUCCCGCAAGGGGCUGGUGCCCACCAAGCUGGACCCCGAGGGCAAGUCCGCGUUCCACCUGGCCGCCAUGCGGGGCGCGGCUAGCUGUCUGGAGGUGAUGCUGGCACAGGGCGCCAAUGUCAUGAGCACAGACGGGGCAGGUUACAUUGCUCUCCACCUUGCUGCCAAGUAUGGGCACCCACAGUGUCUGAAGCAACUGCUACAGGCCUCCUGCGUGGUGGAUAUGGAGGACAGCAGUGGGUGGACAGCUCUGCACCAUGCAGCGGCUGGUGGUUGUCUCUCCUGCUCUGAGCUGCUGUGCUCCUUCAAGGCACAUCUGAACCCCCGAGAUCGGUCGGGCGCCACGCCCCUCAUCCUAGCAGCUCAGAUGGGUCACACAGACCUGUGCCGCCUCCUCCUACAGCAGGGGGCCGCUGCAAAUGAUCAGGACCUGCAGGGCAGGACAGCCCUGAUGCUGGCCUGUGAGGGGGCCAGCCCCGAAACAGUGGAGGUGCUACUGCAGGGCGGGGCCCAGCUGGGCAUCACUGACGCGCUGGGCCAGGACGCGGCUCACUACGGAGCCCUGGCGGGGGACAAACUCAUCCUGCACCUCCUGCAGGAGGCAGCCCGGCGCCCCUCCCCACCCAGCGAAGAGGACUCGGGCGAAGCUUCGUCUCAGAACUCUGUGUCCAGCCAUGAAAAGCGAGAGGGUCCCAAGAAGCGGAAGGCGCCCCAGCCUCCAGCCCACAUCCCUAUGCCGGACGAUCGAGAAGCCUACGAGGAGAUCGUGCGGCUGCGGCAGGAGAAGGGCCGUCUCCUGCAGAAGAUCCGGGGCCUGGAACAGCACAAAGAACGAAGGAAGCAUGAGACGACACCUCGGCAGGUGAGGUUAGGAGGCCCCAUCCCUGGUCCGACCCUGUGGACCCCUCUGCAUCAGCCGCAGGAGGCGGAGGCCAGCUCGGUGCACAGCCUGGAGAGACAGGUUCAGGAGCUGCAGCAGCUGCUGGCAGAGAAGGAGGAAGAGAAGGAGAGCCUAGGACGGGAGGUGGAAAGUUUGCAAAGCCGACUGUCCCUGCUGGAGAGUGAGCGGGAGAACACCAGCUAUGAUGUGGUCACCCUGCAGGAUGAGGAGGGCGACCUGCCUGAUUUUCCAGGGGCCGAGACACCCCUGUCCAGGCAGCUCAGCCCCUCAGCCCAGGAGCACUUGGCUUUGCUGCAGGAGCAAGUCGCUGCACUCACCAGGCAGAACCAGGAGCUGCUGGAGAAGCUCCAGAUCCUGGAGAACUUCGAGAAGGAUGACACGCAGGUGGCAGGGGAUGGCCUGUCGGAGGUCGUGCCUCUGGUCCUCUAUGACUCUCUCCGGGCUGAGUUUGACCAGCUCCGGAGGCAGCACGCUGAGGCCCUGAGGGCACUGGAGCAGCAAGAGGCAAGGGAGGUCCCCAGACGGGAAGAGGACAAAGACAUGGGGGCCUCGGCAACCCCAAACAGGCCACCAAACCCGAAGCUAAAUUUCACCAUGGUUCCAGAAACCAGGAUUAAUGGAGCUGAGAGGGCAGAUGACGCUGCAGGCGGGGACGCAGCACCUGCAGAACACGAGGUCACAGGGACUGAGGGUGCAGGAGCAGAGGCUGAGGGAAACAAAGGGACUGAGGCCAAAGAAAUGGAGGCUGGAGAGGAAGGAGAAAAUAUGGAAACUGACACCACAGGAGGUGCAGCUAUGGCCUCAGAGGCCACAGGAUCAGAAGUCACAAGGAUGGAACCAGAAACGAAGACCAAUGCAGCUGGUGCCAGGGAAGCCAAGCUCACUCCAAACAUGGAGGCCACGGGAUCUAAGGCCACAGCCCCAAGGGUCCCUGCUGGGCCCAUCCUGCACCCUGGGGCUGCGGAGGCCUCUGAGAAGCUGCAGUCGGAGCUGGAGACCAGGAUCCGCAGUUUGGAGGAGGUGCUCCGGCAGCGGGAGAGGGAGGCCGCUGCUGAGCUGGAGGCCGCCCGGGGCAAGUGGGAGGCUGCGGAGGCUGAGGCAGGCAGGCUUCGGGAGCGGGUGCGUGAGGCCCAGGGAGUUGGGGCCAGGGGAGUCAGCAAUGGCGGCAGUGGCAGUGGCGACACAGUUCAGCUGCGGGCAGCCCUGGAGCAAGCCCGAGAAGACCUUCGAGAGCGGGACUCCCGUCUGCAGGAGCUAGAGGCGGCUGCAGCCUGGCUGGACGAGGCCCGGGCUGGGCAGCUGCUGGCUGAGGAGGAAGCCCGGGGUCUGCGGGCAGAGCUGGCCCGGCGGGAGGAGGCGCGGCUGGAGCAGAGCCGGGAGCUGGAGGCGCUCCGGGAGCAGCUGGCCACGGCCACGACCACCAGGGAGCAGCACCGGGUAGUGGCUGCAGAGCUGAGCCAAGCGCGGGAUGCGGCGGAGGCCAGGGCCACCCAGCUAGCUACAGCCUGUGAGGAGGCACGGCGGGGCCUGGCAGAGCUACGCGAGGCCUCAGAGGCCCUGCGUCAGUCCUCGGUGCCCGUGUCCGAGCAUCACAGGCUGCAGGAAGAGGCCCUGGAGCUGAGGGCCCAGGCGGCCAGUCUGGAGCAGGAGGUGGUGGCUACGGGCAAGGAGGCUGCUCGGCUGAGGGCAGAGCUGGAACAGGAGCGUGUGGGCAGCGUGGCACUCUCAGAGCAUGAACGGGUGGUGGGUGCGCUUCGGGCCAACGUGGCCCGGCUGGAGGGGCAGUUGGAGGAGCUGGCCCGCCGGCACGAGAAGACCAGCGCCGAGGUCUUCCAGGUGCAGCGGGAGGCUCUGUUCAUGAAGAGUGAACGGCAUGCGGCUGAAGCCCAGCUGGCCACGGCUGAGCAGCAGCUACGGGGACUCCGUACCGAGGCGGAAAGGGCACGCCAGGCCCAGAGCCUUGCCCAGGAAGCCCUGGACAAAGCCAAGGAGAAGGAGAAGAAGAUCACAGAACUGUCCAAAGAGGUCUUCAGCCUGAAGGAGGCCUUAAAAGAGCAGCGGGCAGCCGGGGCCAGCCCUGAGGUGGAGGCCCUCCGUGACCAGGUGAAGGCUAUGCAGCGACAGAUGGAGGACGCCACCAGGGACCACUGUGCUGUGGUGGCUUUGUACAGGACCCACCUGCUCUAUGCCAUCCAGGGUCAGAUGGAUGAGGAUGUGCAGCGGAUUCUCACCCAGAUCUUGCAGAUGCAGCGGCUGCAGGCUCAGGGCCGCUGAGGACCAGUUUCUCCGGGCCCCACGGGGCCUGUGGGCAUUUGGGGACCAGCCUGGGCUCCUCCCUAGUUGGCAGCAUCUCCACUUGUGGCCCCCACACAGACUGAUCAGGCUGGCACCCCUGCCUCCCCACCGGACAAUCUGUGAGUCCCUAGCUCCUGCCCAUGUACUAAGCCAGGAAUAAAACCGUACUGUGCACAGCACAAGGGUGUGUGUGGCCUGAUGCUGGCUACCUCAGCAGGGAAGGGAUGGGGUGACUCUCAACAGGAAGCCCUCACCUCCUGGGGCCAAAACUCAGUUAUUGGAAUCAAUACUUUUUUU
Heterocephalus glaber (naked mole-rat) is the source of this 5766-nucleotide messenger RNA. The record is from RefSeq and is a predicted model, not a curated record. Lineage: Eukaryota; Metazoa; Chordata; Mammalia; Rodentia; Bathyergidae.